AUGGCCCCUUUUCUGUACUCCACAUCCUGUCCCAUUCAAAAAACCACUCAUCCCACCUCAGUAUAUAUGAAAAUUCUUCGUGUGAAAUAAUGAAAAAUUUUCACUUUCUGCUUCUUUCAAGUGAAAAAAAAUAAUUCUGCAACAUUAAGCCAAGAAGAUGAGGGGUUCUACUAAUUCCGUUGCUAUCCCAGUGGAGAAUUGUGUGGCACUGAAGAUGAUGAAAAGUUCUGUGUCUAGAAGCUGGAUUUUGUUUGACAAGAGAGGACAGAGCGCUAUCCUGGAUUUGGAUAAGCAGGGGAUAAUGAACCGGGUUCCGAUACACACCAGAGAUCUUAGAAUCCUCGACCCUCUCCUCUCUUAUCCCUCUAUAAUUCUUGGAAGAGAAAAAGUCAUUGUUCUCAACUUGGAGCACAUUAAAGCAAUUAUUACAACAGAAGAGGUAUUACUUCGUGACCCACUGGAGGAUAAUGUUAUCCCGAUUGUUGAAGAACUGCAAAGAAGGUUGCCCCUGGCUACUGGCCUAGGUGAAGGAGAAGAUGAUGAACAACCCCAACCUGGGAUAAGACCUGAUAAUGAGCAAACCGAGUUUCCCUUCGAAUUUCGAGCUCUAGAAGUAGCGUUAGAAGGCAUAUGUAGCUCUCUCGACACACAGACGAGAGAUUUGGAGACUGCUGCCUACCCGGCUUUGGAUGAACUGACUGCAAAGAUUAGUAGUCGUAAUCUUGAUCGAGUGCGUAAACUCAAGUGUGGGAUGACACGAUUGACUAGUCGGGUCCAGAAAGUGAGGGAUGAACUCGAGCAGCUUCUUGAUGAUGACGACGACAUGGCAGAUCUUUACUUAUCCAGGAAACUGGCUGCAGCUGUUUCUUCGCCCGUGAGCUGCAAUGUGGUUCAUGACUGGUUCCUCGACUCUCCAACUAUAAGCUCUAAAUUAUCGAGAGCGAGCAGGAAAAGCACGACAACAAGCCACGGGGGAAUUGAUGUUGAGGAACUCGAAAUGCUGCUCGAGGCUUACUUUGUACAAAUCGAAAGCACUAUGAACAAGUUAACCACGUUGCGAGAAUACAUUGAUGACACAGAGGACUAUAUUAAUAUACAGCUAGACAAUCAUCGGAAUCAGCUGAUCCAGCUAGAGCUGUUCCUGAGCUCAGGGACUGUCUGUUUGACAGUGUACUCAAUGGUGGCCGCCAUCUUCGGCAUGAACAUCCCAUAUCAAUGGAAUGACAAUCACGGUUACCUUUUCAAAUGGGUGGUCAUCUUCACUUCCAUGAUCUGUGUUUCCCUCUUCAUAUCCAUAAUCGCAUACGCGCGACACAGGGGUCUGGUGGGAUCUUGAUAUAUACACGUACGCAUGCAAAUGCAUCUCUUUCUGCCGUCAAUUCAUCUCUGCAUAAUUCCAGAUUACUGUUCUGCAUCCGUUUCUUGAUUGUACCACUUCAGCGUAUAAUAAUUGAAGAAGCAAUCAUUGAAUUUUUAGCCAAUCUGAUCAGGCAUGUGAAAUCCACGUGUUUUUUUUUUGUAAGACCGAAACUCAAGGUUAGUCAGUGAGGGUAAGGUACGUAAAUUCCGCUAUUAUAUAAUAAUCUGUAAUUACAUAAGAAAGGUAAAUCGUAUAUAAAAUAAUGAUUUAUUCAUCUUACAAUUUCUUUCAA
Molecule: messenger RNA, 1652 nt
Organism: Ipomoea triloba (trilobed morning glory)
Lineage: Eukaryota; Viridiplantae; Streptophyta; Magnoliopsida; Solanales; Convolvulaceae
Product: magnesium transporter MRS2-I-like
Exons: 11
Coding region: 158-1336 (392 amino acids)
Biological process (GO): transmembrane transport; magnesium ion transport
Cellular component (GO): membrane
Molecular function (GO): magnesium ion transmembrane transporter activity
Source: RefSeq, a predicted model, not a curated record